GGCCCUGAUCUGCUCCAUCUUCUAAGGAAAAGCAUAGGCGCGUCGCCGGCCGGAAAGACUGGUCCAUUUUGGACCUGGGCAGGAGAUUUAUUUCCUGCUCUGACACUCUUAUUUGAUAGAAGGCAAGCCCACGGGGCUGAUUGCGCGUGAGAGAGCCGAAAGAUGACGGAAACGCUGCGGCGGGGGUACCCGGGCAUGAAGUCCGUCAAAGACAUGCCCGUACUCCAAGAUGGUCCACCGCCCGGCGGCUUCCCAUCGAUCAGAUAUGCGCGAAGGAUCCCCUCGACAGGCCCCACUGGCUUCACCCUCUUUGCCGUGGGUGCUGCAGUGAUGGCAUUCGGCUUCUACAGAGUUGGCGAGUUCAACAGGUAUCGGAGGGCGUUGAAGGCGGAAAAGAUGACAAUGCGGACAGCUAUCUACCCAGUGCUCCAAGCAGAGGAGGACAGGAGGUGGGUACAGGCAAAGAAGCAAUCAGUUGAGAACGAGGCCAAGAUCAUGAAAGAUGUCCCUGGCUGGGAGGCGGGCCAGAGUGUGUACCUGACAGGCAGAUGGGUUCCCCCAGCGCAGCCAGUUGGCUUCUGGGGAGAAUGAGAGGAGAAUACAAAAGGGCAGUUGUUAUGUCUGCAAGACAACUUUAUCUAAUCAGUUCGGAUAUCAUGAUCCUGGGUGGCGUCCUAUCAUGUCAAGUGUAUGAGUAGCUGCUAUGUAUAUUUGAUGGCAUGCCAGACCACCGUUGUUGCCUGGUGCUCAUGGCUUUCAUACAAGAUGGCCCCAGGGCAUCAAUGGCGGUAAGUUAUAUCGAAGAAUUCCUGUAAUCCAGCUGAUUGAUGAUAUGGCGUCCUGUCAGAGUUUUAAGGGAAGUCU
Messenger RNA from Coccomyxa subellipsoidea C-169, 864 nucleotides. RefSeq names its product GRIM-19. The record is from RefSeq and is a predicted model, not a curated record. The transcript has 5 exons. Bases 163 to 591 code for a protein of 142 amino acids. Lineage: Eukaryota; Viridiplantae; Chlorophyta; Trebouxiophyceae; Coccomyxaceae.